Messenger RNA from Durusdinium trenchii, 1788 nucleotides. The record is from the annotation of a GenBank genome assembly. NCBI's taxonomy places the organism in Eukaryota, Dinophyceae, Suessiales, Symbiodiniaceae.
AUGGCGCUUCUGGCCGCCUGGUGUUUGAUUGGCCUGGUGAGUGGACAGAGUGAUGCGGUGGACCUCGGGCCGCGCUUCUCGGACUACCGGAGCUAUGCCGGCAUGGGCGACGUGGACGCAGGCGGGUUGUUCUACUGGUAUUUCGAACCCAUUGGAGUCGCGGCAGAGACUCCACUGCUGCUGUGGCUCCAAGGGGGUCCCGGCGCCUCCUCGAUGCUGGGGAACUUCUACGAGCUCGGGCCAGUCAAGUUGAGUGACCAGGGCGAGCUGGUACCUCGCGCCAGAAACGAGACCUGGGCUUCCCUGCUGCCGGUGCUCUUCGUGGAUUCACCCGUGGGCACUGGAUGGUCCUGGGCCAAGAGCAAUGGUAGCUACGCCCAGAGCCAGGACGACGUCGCGCGGAAUUUGCACCAACUCUUAGAGCUCUUCGCCCGACGACACCCCCGAGUGCCAUCGAAGCUGGUGCUGGCGGGCGAGUCUUAUGGAGGGCACUUCGUGCCCGCGCUCGGCGCUUGGCUUCUGCAGCAUGAGAGCUACUUCACCCUGGAAGCUGUGCUGAUUGGAGACGGGCUCACAGACCCAGGCACACAGGUCCUCACCAAGCCAGGCGUGGCCUUUGCCUUCGGCCUCCUGGACGAGCGCCGCACAGCCGAGGCGCAGCGUUUGGCCAACAAGGCGCAUGCCGCGGUGCGCGCGGAGCACUGGGCAGAGGCGGCGGAAUGGAGGUCUGCAAUGGAAGACUUGGUGAAGAAUGUCUCGCUCAUCAAUCCCUACGACGUUCGCACCACCGUGCAGUAUUCCUGGGAUGCGAUGCAGAAGUUCUUCGACCAGAACAGUACAAAGGAUUUGCUGCACAUCCCUCGCGCGUUGCACUUCGGCACUGCGCCAGAGGUGAAGGAGAACCUGAAGGCUGACAUCAUGAAGUCUCAAAAGCCUCACGUGGAGACCCUGUUGGGUGCGGGCGUGCGACUCUUGCUCUACCAGGGCCAAUUUGAUUGGAAGGAUGGCGUCGUUUCCAAUGAAGCGUGGAUUCGCAGUCUCAAUUGGACAGGUGCUGAGGAGUUCCUCUCUAAUGAGCGGCGAGUUUGGCGUCGGCCUGACGAGCAGAUCGCUGGCUACUGGAAGAGUUUCAAGAAUUUGGAGCAGGUGGUGGUGCUUGGGGCAGGUCACAUGGUGCCGAUGAACCAGCCCUUGUCGGAGGAGACCAAGUCCGACGCCGCCUUGGCGGUGCAGAGCAUCCCCGCCUAUGUCGAAGCCUCUGAUUUGUUCAUCGCCCUGGUGCCGGAUUUGGUUCACGCGGACACUGGCGUCAGUUGCAACUACACCAGCUGGCUCUCACGGGGCUGGUGCCGCGCGGAACUCUGGUGUCGCUUGCUGUCCAACCGCGAGGACCCCUCCGUCAUUUGCCUCUUCUCGGCAAAGGAGGCCGAGUUUAUUUUCCCGUUGGAUUGGCAGCAGAGCCGCAUCUCCGACGGCGCCUUCACCGUGGAGAGCGAUCGAGAGGAGGUGGUGAAGCUGGGCGAGAUGGCCUUGAAGAGUAAACUGGACCAUUUGAAGUCGCAUGGGCGGCUCACACACUACCGCUUCUACUUGGCCUGGCGAGCGAAGCUGCUGAACCAGGAUCAGGAGUCAUGGGACCUGAAUGGCUUCUUGGAGCACUUCGACUUCCCAUCCAUCAGUGAAGCCAUCAAGGAGCAAAAAGGCAUGACGGGCAUGUGCUGCGCGGUCAUGGCAGGCGACACGAAGAUCAUUCGACAGCUGGUGGAGCAUCGAGCCGAUGCCGCCUGA